UCAAAGGGGAAUUUUCACUUUAAAUAUGUAUCUCAGCUGAAUAACCCUUAUUUGUUUCCCUAUUUGGGCUUGUUCACGUUCUCAAAGUGGGCUAACAGUUCAGCUGAGAAAGCAGUGUCACCAAACAAAAUAGUUUGAUUUCAUGGUAGUACAAUUAGAGAGUACAGGCCACAAGAUUAGUUUAAAAUGAGUCAACUCUAAUACUGUUAUCUCCUUAUAAAGGUUGCAUACACAUGUAAUUCAAUAUGUAAGUCAAAUGACUACAAAAGAUCUUCCCAAAGAAGUCAAAGCACAUAUUCAGAGUGGGCUCAUAGCCAAACCUUUGUGUUUUUAGGGUUCCAGUGACUUGAGACAUGAAAAUCCUCACUUUAGAGCAUCCUGAUAGUAUCACUAGUGCCAUUAUUGCCAAAGCAGCAAAUGCUCCGAGGCUCCGUUCAUUAGAAGGAGAUCUUAUUAGUUCACAGGCAACAAUGUGGGCAGCCAGAGGAGAUUCUAACAGAGAGAGAGAGAGAGAGAGAGAGAGAGAGCGAGAGAGAGAGCGAGAGCGGUGUCCUUUCAUUCUGAUCUUGUAUCCCGACUUAAUGGAUUGUUAAAAGCCUUCAGGCUACAAGUGUUACGCCAAUAAACGUUAACACUCAACCAGCCUUUAGAAGAUGUGUCUUUUGUCUUUCUUUCUCCCCGAGACUCCACAGCACUAACACAAGCUCUUCUUCCCCUGGGUGAAGAGAGUAAUUUGGGUUUGCAAAUCCCCCCCCCUCCAGUUUAGCCAUAGUUGGAUGCAUGCACCUAUCAUGAAAUGUUAACAUGGCAACCCCUCUCGCUGUCUCUCACACUUGGCUGUGCGCACAAACGCGUGGGACACCACGCGGGGACAUCCUGGCAUGUCCACUGACAGUUGGUCAAGUCCUAUAUCCACAUGAUUUGCAGGCUUGGCAUGCCACGUAGGGAGCAAAUUUAGUCCAGAUGCUACAGGUUAUGUCCAAGCUCACAUGACAGACAGGGGAAGGACGUUGUUGGAGAGAUGUGAAACGGUUUUGUUCUUUGUACUCCGGUUGUUCAAUCUGAUUCUGGGCUAAGUUUGUUGACCGCUGUCCCAGAAAGUUCCCCCCUUUUCUCUGGGCCAAUCGGAUGUCAAAACCCAUGCUUUUCUCAACUGUCCAGCUUUAUUCUUUGUUGCAAGACACAACGGCGGAUAGUGUUGUUUUCAUCGUCAUGUUUUGUAAUGUAUUUCAAGUUCCCAACUUGGCUUCACAUUCCCGUCUCCCACGUCCUCCGCCUUGACUUGCAUGUUAUUAUCCUCCUCCAGGCCUCACACCUCGCCCUUUCUUUUCCAAGCUCUUUCUUUGUCAUACUUGCAUGUGAAUGUUCUUUAACUGCAGUCGAGGCACUUUGAUCUUUGCGAUUAAUUCUUGGUUACUUGUCUGUGGCUUUUUAAAUGUGUGCUUCGCCCCGUGGGAACAAAGGAAACAUUUCAAUGGCAAAAGUAAGAAUAACAGUCAAUACUUAUCUGCAUGUGUAAAAGUAAAAACAUUCUGAGAUGAGUUCUGAAUGUAUGUCGAUGGCAGCCUCCUGUUAUCGCUAACGCAGCAGUUUCAUAUCUGUGAUCACUGUCUUUAGCUUCCUGACAUGAAUUCAAAGCUUCCAAGUUAGUAUGAAGUGGGCUUUUGACUGUAAUGCGAGCCAUUUGUGGCCCUUAAUAUAACCACUGUAUUGUCUGGGGUAUCCCAGAGGUGGGAGAACUCUGAAGCCUGCUAUCGCAAACAUGUUAGCCACAACUUUUGAGAUGCCCUUGAGGAAACUGUGAGAGUUUGAGCAUCAAGUUGCCAAAGGUACCUUGAGUGAGACUGUGAUGGGGGCAGUAACUGGAUGUCCAGUUGGACGUCAGUGGGCUAUCAAUUGAGUGCAAUAGAAUGCAAAGAGCAGACCCGAAAAGGUAGUUCAAGCAGGGCAAAGCUCUAGCCUAAAAUAUGGCUCACUGCUUUGUUGCCAUGUCCGGCUUCAAAAGCCCAAUCCAGCAGGUAUUAUGAUGCAGUUAGACGGCAUCAUACAGUCAGUAUCGGGACGACUAGUGCCCCUCUGUAUGUCUGUGAUGUCGUAGACUGUGGACGGUGUGGAACGGGUUUCAUUGGAGUCAUUGACCGGACUUGUUAUGACUGUACGUGUGUGUGUGCCAUGGAUGUAUAAAAAGAACUGGAUAGAGCGUUGGAGGGCGGAGCCCGUUCGUUGCGAUGUACGGUGCUUAUUGGUGCAUAAAGCCAAAAAACACUUUGCUUUCGGGUAUAAAAGCAAGCAUAGAGCAAGCGCACUUUUCCUUUAACCCCGCCCCCUCCCGAUAGCUUGGUGUGUACGCUCACACCACCAGGUCAUAGAGGGUGAGGAGAAAGUAGUUCCUCUAAAUAACAGGUGGGUCUGAGGUGGGAGGUCACCAAAACCUUUUUCCCAUAAUUGCCGGUCAGACUGCGGUCUUUUGAGAAAACGUUUUGGAUGGCGGCUUUAUUGCUGACUUCUUGGAUUUGACUUCAUGGCCGAGUUUGCUGAAUUGCCAAUUUUCUCCCUUCUUCCAAUUUUCUUUGCUUUGGAUUACAUUUUACAGAAAGUACAGGCUGUCACCGGCUGAUAAAACUGUAAUUAAUACGAACUUGUAACAUAUAACUCUACGUGUGUGCUUACUGCUGAAAUUUCCUUCCGAGAGCUCCUCAUCUUUAGUUUAUCCGACUGUCUUCCCCUCAAGAAGUCAUUUUCUCUGCAAACUAGACAAUGCCAUUAACAACAGCCACGAGUUCAUCUCCUUCAUCUCCUUGUGAGUUUUAUUUUCUGGUUCAAUCCACAUUGAUUUUAUAUGUCAUUCUUUCUAUGCCUUCUCUGCAAGGCCACAUGCAGUAGGUGGGCUCUGCGAGCAGUCGAGCUCUCUUGGAUUAUUUUUAAUCAUUAGCAUUUACAUAACGGAGUAAUUAAUAGAGAGAUAAUGGGUUUUUAAUCUUUUUUUCCCGUGUCUGUGUUUGAAUCGAAUGUUGCAUAAGAGUUGUCGUCGCUCGGUGCCACAAACGUACCGCCGCCCCGAACUGUUUUUAACUGCCCUACCCCUUUUUUUGGUCUAAAGUGAUGGUUGUGAACUCUUUGCGGCACUUUAAGAUGCACCGUCACAUUUAGCAGGUUUAAAGGCCAAGAGCGUCGCUGAAGCUCUCCCGCCUGUGCUGCUUUAACAUCGGGUCCACGCUACCCCCGAAGCUUUGAACGCAGGCACAACGUGAACGAUGUGUUAAUUUGAGGAAUUUGCAAAACAUCGCAGUGAAACGGGAUUAUAUUCAUUUUUAAAAUGAUUUUGUUUCCAUGUAUGUCAAAGAAAUUUGUCUGGUUACAUAAAAUCUUCAUUGUAUCAGUCACAGCUAUUUCUGUGCUCUGUAGUCUACCCUCGCUUUAUCCCGUUGGGAUUUGUGAUAAUGGAUUUGUUUAGCUUUCCCUAGGAACACCGUGGAAGCAGCAAAAGCCUCACAAGCGCCGCAUUGCCUCGGUUGAACUCCGGUGUUUCACAGAGAGGCAUCAGGUGCGGUGCUUCGCUCCGAGUCGCGUUAAGUGUUUGAACGCCACUAUGGCUGCCACUCAGGUUUAUAAUCUGCUGUACAACAGAGGGAGUUCUCCCCUCUGUCGAUGUCCUGUCUCAGAUGGAGGAAUCAAUUCAUAAAGGCUGGUUUGAUAAAACUCAGCAGACUGUCAGUUGUAAUAAUCAACUCUACCGAGGAUUGCAUCAGUCUGUCAACGAGGUAUCUCAAAAAUCUAUGAUCAGAUUUCCAUCAAAUGUGCUGGACACAAAGAAGAAUGAAUCCAUUUUUGUUGUGAUGAGUCAGUUAUUUACACACACGCACACAUGCGCUGCAUUGUUGGCGUCAUUUGGCUUUGGUAAGGGAGCAGAUUUCGGAGCCACUGGGGUGUCUGUGUCAGCCUGUUCACCCAAUUCUAGAGAAUACACAACACCUGCACUGACCUAAAUGAUUCAUAAUGGCACACACACACACACACAUGUCUGAUUCUCCUCAGCAGCCACUUGUUAUUGUUGUGUGUUGUUCCCAAUCUUUUCUGCCUGCAUGUCAACACAGUCUUUCUCUUGCUUGAGAUGUAUCUUCGGUCACAGCUUACUGAGCUGUUAAAUCUUUAAUGUGUCUGAAAACUGCAACAUUAGUUGAUGCCAAUGGGGCUUCACAUGUAGGGCUGUCAAUUAAGCUGUUGACACAAACGCUCGAGGGGGGGGGGCGUACUUCUUUACGCCGCGCAAUGAUGCGUGUUGUGGCAACUGUUGCGGCCUGUUUCUGUGCGCGGUGACAUAAUCUUACACCAGCAUGUGUGAAUAUGUGGUCACAGUUCAUCCCAACAUAAACAUAACUUGAAUAUUAAUCGGGCGUAUGGAGGGCUUUUUUUAAAUGUCAUUUUCCCAACAUCUUAAGUCAUCAAAAUGCUUUGGACAAAUCCUCAAAAGACGAUCCACUUUAGGAGGGACAAUUGUGAUCAGUAUGUAUGAUCAGACUGUGACAUUUUAGGGUGACAUUUUGUCCUAAUGGGGCCACGGAGAUGGUGAACAUGGCGCGCAUUAAGUAUCUUUAGAGCGUGUGUGCGUGUGUUUGUGUGUGCACCGUGGGGGUUCCAACCUCUGCAAUAAUCACAUUGCUUUGGGGUCACGAGGUGCAGAUGAUAUUGUUAUUAAAAGUCAUGUUGAGUCUUUUGCAAAUGCAAAUCGUACAGUAUGAAUUCAAGUGCAGCAGUUAAAUUGUGUGUGUGUGUGUGUGUGUGUGUGUGUGUGUGUGUGUGUGUGUGGGUUUGCGGUUACCGGUGUGGGCAGCACGGGCUGUGGUUGCCUUGACAACCCUGGCACACUCGCCAGUGGUUCUGCGUGUAACCGAUGAAUAAUUCAGUGCGGUCGGCGGCGGCAGGCUUUCCCCAGGAGGACGGGAUCUUGUUCCCACGAGUCACCUGUGCCCAGAGCUCCGGCCGCUCUGUCCCGACUCCGUUACGGGACGUGUUUUAUGUCAUACAAUUGGAGAGAUCAGUACCACUGUAAACCCUGAAGAUGGAUCUGCGUACCACACACACACACAAACAAUUAUCUUAUGAUCCUUAUAAGUAUCAGACUGGUAUGAUUCCAAAAAUGUGCUUUCUUCUUCAACUUUCUUAGGUUGCUAAUAUUUGGUCGGCCUGAUAUUGAAAUGUCAAAAGAACUCGGGGCGAGGUCCUCUGCUGCUGAUGUUUCUGUCCUAGUGGGGAGCUCAUCGUAUUCACUCAGCAUCCCUGGAUGUAAAUCAUUCACUGAUGAGAUGAGGAGACUGAAAACCAGGAGGGCUCUGUGGCAAAGUACUGACAGCAACUCGCCCACAGCAGAGGCACGCACUGGUAUUUUAAGGCUGCCAAUACCCUCUGCCUGUCACGUCAGGCGACACACCUUGAUGUUUGUGAGUGUGGAGUUACCAUUCUCAGUUUUGACAGUUGGAUCUUCUGAAUUAUGAAAGAAUGCGUAUCGAGAACCAGAUCCAGAACAGCGUGCACUCAUUGGCUGUCUGAUUAUACCAUAUAAGGUGUUUGAAGAUAAUUACACAAGCAUUAGGAAACUAAUAAGCACUGUUACCUUUUGCGACAGAUUCCGAGACAAAAGAGGCUGAAACGGCCAAGCUGUAAACCAGAUGCAUGAUGGGAUUACUAAUGUUGCUGCUGCAGACGGUAUGUGCAUAUAAUAUGCAGUAUGGGUAUAAACUCUUACAAACAUGCAGGAACAGUGUGUGUACUCGAGGUGAGUGAUGCUGUUUGAAUACACGAGGUACAGCUCGACUCCUCCGUCCCAUUCUGCCUAUAAACCUUCUCUGAGUAGCUCGGACUUGUAAACACACUCUACUCUCUGAGCAGCUCAUUGAGGGUGAGUGACGAACCUGCUGUGAUAGCAAGUGUAAUUCUGUGAUUUCAUAGAACGUCCUGAGCCUAAUUACCUCCAGUAUUGCAGCGUGUGUAGCGCAGGACAACUCAUGAAAUAACACGCGACUGUCACAGAAAUUGACGCGUAAACCUUAAUUCCAGUGAAUUAAAGGACAUGGAGAGCAGCCAGUUCCCAAAGUAAAAUUUUUCAGGCCUUAAUCACCUGAUCUCUCCCCUGACGUCACUUUGUCAUUCUGUACAUGGCUUCACUUUAAGUGGUCAAUCCCAUUUAAAUGUCAAAAGUCUGACUAAACCUGAGCUGCCCCAACUCGCCAUAAACAAUUCAUGCCCGCGCGCACAAGUCAACACGCUGUCCCCGUAACCCGAGGGGGCCGAGCUCCGAUCAGCUGAUCGGCGCCAAACACACUGCACGACCGGGUGCUUCCUGAGGCGCGUCUCAUCUAUAAUGGAGCGACCCCAUCGCCUUCCAGGUCGGCCUUUUCUUGAUGGAGCCCAUUGGCUAAUUGUCCCGGCCUUCUGCUGGCCAGGUAGCAGCCGGCUGGUUCAGAGGUGGCCCGGGGACAUGAGCGCUCCACGCUCACCUCGCCUCACUGCCCGUGUGAGGGCGAGGCCUCUGACUCACUCCACUUCUCUGCCAUCUCUUUCUCCCGAAGCGUGGCGUCUGUGUGUUGGAAGCAUGGGGGGGAGGGUCCGAGUCUGAUUGUUCUCUCUGCUGGAGACUUUUCUGUACCUGAAAGGUCACAUGGGGCUUGAUAAGAUCCCUCAGAGAACCAGCGCAGUGCAAUUUCUAUCAGAUGUGCUUGUGUAACUGCACUUGAGUGUCCUUUUUUUUUGGCCAGGAUUAUAAACCACAAGCUGUGUGACAAAGGUGAAAAAAGGAAAUGCUCUGUGCGAAGAGGUGAGGUGAGGCCGGGCUCCUCCGCCAUCAGAAGCAUGAGAGAAAUCGACUUCAAAGUGGAGGGAAAUCAAGUGUGGCGAACCCAAAAAUAGGCACCGAUGCGUUUCAGACAUUUUAGCCUUCAUCAGGGCAUGCUGGUGGACUCUUUAUCUUUCCACUUCAAGAGUGCCUCGAUUUCUGGAGACGGUUUUUAACCUCAUUAUUCCGGCGCGCUCAUUCCAGAAGAGCGGCUACGUUUCUAACAGCAUAAUUAUUGCAUUACACAUGAGGGGCUUAUUUUUGUUUGAUGACGUGUUCCCACUUGGCGGGUUGGACGAGAGUUGCAUCAUGAUGUGGGUGAGAGUUGGGGGUGAGUGUUUUUUUUGUUUUUUUGAAACCUCAAACAUUUAAGAAUUUUGUUUAAUCAGAUGUCAGGAAAGCUUCAUGCAUUUCCCCCUCCUCGUGUUGCAGUGCAGCUAUUCUUUGUUGGUAGCUGCUCUAACAGAUUUAUCUUCACUCUCAAUAAUCAAAUUCCUUCAACGCUCCCAUUGCUCAGCUUUCUUCGUCUACGCUCACAAGCUCCCUCGUUAUCCAUUUGCGGAGCGACGGCGGGGAGGACGUUCUGACUUAUUGAAUAAGGGGGGGGGGGGGGGGCUGUCUUAGAUUGGCAGGACACCUGGAACCAUAGAUCACGAAGACAAAUGAGUGGAUCAAUGAGAAAGAGAAGCGGGGAGGAGGAAGAAAGAAAACAGGCUGAGAUAAGGACAGAUAGCAGAGUGAAAGGUAGAGGAAGAAGUAAAGAGCUCUGUGGUGAUUCAGCAAAACACAUUUCCAGGAUCUACUCUUGUCUCUUUAGAAUUAGAAGAAGAAGAUGGGGGACUAUCCUGGAAGAAGCGAUGCACUGGGAGGCACACUUUAGCAGUCACCGUAGUCUACCGUAGUAUAAUAACUCUUCCCAACAGAAGUCACGAAAUACUAAUAAACGCGCGAGUCGAGAUAAAAUCUAUAACCUUCGGCAUGAUGAUGGAAUCAAAGGCUUGGAUUCAAUCUUUGAAAGUUCAUGCAGUAUUAAUACGUUUGAGCCUUGAGCUCAGGCCUCUCUCUGAAUCUUGAGGGUGUGUGUGUGUUAGGAUUCUGGAAGUGCAACCGCGGCAACUUCUGUGUCUGUUUGACUGCGGAUGUUGAAGGCUUUCUACGUGACUGAAGAACUGAGGAAAGUUUGCAAAAACGAGAAACCCAACCCUGGUGAUGUCACAGUGACGUAUUUUGCGUUAUUUCAGCUUGGCCUCGGAAGCUACGAAUUUAAAGUCGUGGUCAAAAAAAUCUAAAACUAUAUUGAAAUGCAAUUCUAAAAGUUGGAAUACUCUUUUAAGCAUAUAAACAUGUGCAUUCAAGACACCCCUGUACAGUAUUUAUGACAUUUAUCUGUAAUUCUGCGUACAAAUAUUCAUUUAUUGUGCUGUCUUGCUGUAUAGAAAGAAGCUCCGUGUCUCUCCAUCACACCACCUCCUGCAUUCAGACACACACACCAUCCAAUAUCCUGUCGAUGUGUGAGUGACAGACAUAUCUAACAGCAGUCCCAGCUCCCUCUAUCUCUGCUGCCUCUCUUUUUUUUAAUGCAACUCUGUGUCUGAUAAUGGCUGCAUUGUCCUCACUUAAUACAUACCGCCGAAACAACUCGCCGUCUCGCUUUUCAUUGCGGCUCAUUUACAUGAUAGCCGUGUAGCUCAUACUGCAAAUACAUUUCGUACACACUUUUUUUUAUGUUCUGAGCAGGGUUUCAAAACGUCUAAAAAUAAAAAAGUAUCUGUAAACAUAGUCAUUUGUGUCUACAAAGCAAUGUUGAGGUCGUAAAUGCAAAUUAAUUUUGAAUUAUUAGACAGUUCCUUGAUGUUUUCGCCCACACAGGACAAAGUGGUCAGAGUCUUUUUAAAACCCACCUGAUGUACUGAAGCUCGUGUUGAUCACAGUGCUUCUCCACCGGCACAAUCUACCAGAUGUGCAGCAUUCUGAGACUGCAAAGAGGGGAAAGAACAACCUCACAGCGUUUUGAUUUUGGUUCAGUGCCACGUCUAAGCUGUAUACGUUUUCAUCAAUAUCUUCUUUCACCAGAAAAUUUCACUGGGGCAGUCAGUGGUUGGAGGACAAAGCUGAACGUGGUCGCAAUGACAAACCCUCCGAUGUCAGAGGAGAUGUGAGGGAGGGACGGGGAUGAUUAAGGACGAGAGUGGGGGCAGUAGACGUUAGGAUGACAAAGAACUGCAGGAGAGACAUGACGGAGACAAGUGUAUGUGUGAUACCAGAUUUAAAUGAAUUAAGCUUUAUUAUAGGCCUAUAUAGAAUAUGUAAUGUAAAUGUUCCUUCAGAUACAAUUGGAAGAUUUGUGAGGAUAAACACGAGUUCUGAAAGUUUCAGAGUUAAAAGUAAGAUUUGAAUGUCGGCAAUAACUCUCUCUCUCUCUCUCUGUACCUGUAAUGUUUGCUGCGUUACAAAAGCUUUUAAUUUAAGUUUGUGUGCGUGCCUUUCCGCGAUCCAACUCACUUCUUCCCGCGAGAUUAAAACAUACCCUUUUCAGCUUUGCACGCUGGUAUCUGUGGUACUAUUUUAACGGGGAAAGAUCUGAAAUGCUGCGAGAGAAGAAAAGAGAAGCUCGAAACAAACCAGCCUCGGCGGGGUGAAACAAGGUUCAAUCAAUCGUUCGUGCUUCCCAAAACUGAAUCGCAGUUUACACUUUCAUAACCCCUUCGGUUUUUAUGAAUUUUACCUCAUACACCAAAGAAAUGUGAACCGUGACGUAGCGUUGGACAUCUGCCGCGCUGAUGAGAGUCGGCGAGUUCAUCGCUGCACGGUCCUACCUAUAGGCCUCAGGGGACAGGAAGUAGGGAGGCAGAGAAUCAGGGAGUUGUCGGUGUGCCAAUCACAUAAACUACAAAGAUGAAGUCUGGCUGUAGCUUCCUCUCUGCUCAUCCCCUUUAAUGCCAGCACGAAAAGGCGUUUUGUGUUUCGGUGCAUCCGGGCUUCUUUCUGUUUGUAUUACAAGAUUGAAGAUGGUGUAGUUUAAGAUAUCGGCAUCAGUUCAUAAUUCACCGUCAUGAUUUCUGAAGAAGUUUUCUGAGGGAAAAUGUUAUUUGGUAUAAAGUCUGCUCAGGUUGCACUGACUAAAAGACGGCGUCUAGAUUUCCUCCAUAGUGAUUACCAUCACGUAGUCCUUUCCAGGAAGCUUCGUAAUGAAUUCACAGUUGCACGUUAGUUCCUUUCCAGGAUUAUAUUAGGAAACCGGGGGAUCUAUAAAAUGAGGUGUCUUACGUUUAGUCUUUCCCAGAUCUUUAAAGAGGUGUUGCGGUUAAGUCAUUGAAUUUCCCGAGACUAUUUAAGUGAACAGCGAAACCCGGCCAAGUAAAAGUCUGCCACAUCACCUCCCAUAAAACCACAACGUGUUGUUUUUACAGUUCGGCUUUCGUCCAGAUUAAACAAACGAGAUAUAAAGUGAAUAUAUGAGUUUUGGAAGUGUUGUUGGGCCGUUAUUUUGUUUUUGUUAAUUAUCUUUGCCAAGAGCCAUUUUUUCCCCCUGCUUCUAGUCCUAAUGCUAAGCUAAGCGUCAAAACCAAGGACGCAUUCCCCCCCCAAAAUGUCAAAGUAUUCCUUUACCAACUUCCACCAGCAAUCCCCACAUUCCAUUAUUAUAUUCAACUUUAUUUCAGACACAUGAGUCCAUAUAAAAAAAACUAAAACAACGACACUUUUUACCAUCAUAAAAAAAAAAUAAAGGAAUAUUUAGAUUUAGAUCCUCCUUGGUUUUAGCAAUCAUGAUAACACUCUUUUUAGAGUUGAAUUUAACAUUAAUAUUAAGGUAUUUUGUUUUAAAACAUUUAAAUAUUGGGAGUUAUCAACAUUUAAAAUGUGAAAUGACAUUGCCCUGCUCUACUCACAUGGUGUUUGUCCGCAUUGAGCUUUCACCAUCCACAGAUCCAUUUGCUAUGAUGAUGAGCUAUGGUCUGCUUUGUACAAUCAGUAGUGCACAUAUCCACACAGCGGUCGGGCCUCUGGGCAUUCCUCUGCUAUGUGCACACACUGCCAGUUAGCUGAUCAACAUCCCAAAGCUCUAUUUCACGUUUAGGCAACCACAACAAAAAAAACAAAUCACAAAGAUUUCCAUCUCGUACUGUAACAGGCGUCUUGUUUUUUCACCCCAGUUUGUAGCUCUCUGUGAAAAGAUACAAACGGGCCUUCCAUUGAGUUUCUGGAGAGCUCUGGAGCCCGAAGUGAGGCCCGCUCUCCGCAACAGAAGCUGCACACUCACAUUUGUGCCAUUGUUGUAGAACGGUUUGCCUUUUUAUUGCAUUCUCCUUGCCUGCUCUCACACCAUGCGUGCCAACCCCCCCCACCCCACCCCCGCACACACCUUCUCAGUGUGUAUGCUAUCCUGGGCAGCAGGCCUCUAGAACGACUGAAGCAGCUCGGCGACAUCGUGUACGAGGAUAGCGCUCAGGUUUCGCGGCGUGGUGAUGCCGAGAGUGUCAAAGACAGCUCAUUGCGUCUUUGGGUUGUCUCUCGACACAGUACAAUCUGUUUUUCUUUUUUAUUGGUUGAAUUUUCUUUUGGUCGGUUGGCUUUGUGUUGCUAAAUGCAGCAGUUGGCGGAGUCCGUUCGCCGUCUUUAUGAUGAAGACUGAGAGGGUACAGAGAGGCUGGGACUAUCCAAAUCCCUAAAGCCUCUUCCGUGGGGAGCCCAGCCGAUCCCUCAUCUUCGCCCCGGUCCAAAGAUCUGAGCUGUGAUUCCCUCCAGCAGGAUUUUAUAGAGACACAGAAAGCUCUAUUACACCAAAAGCCUGUCCCCGACAAGCCAAAUGACAAGAUAACAAGUGACAUUUUGCUCUAUAACAUUGUAUGGAGGUUUCUUACUGGAAAAAUGCCUUUAGAUCCAUUUGCUGAUCUUUUUCUUACUUAUGUUUCUGUAGUUAAGCUGUAUCUUGAUGGUGAUUUAAUAGUGUUCUAGGUCAUAUAGAACAGGGAAUAAGGCAAUUCCCUGAACCCUCAGUGUACAGUUCCUUUUGCAUAGACGUUAGCAUGUCACCUGGAACCCCUUCCCUGUAAAUACUCACCCUUCCCUCCCUCUCUUUUGUCUGCAGUCAUGGCUCCAGAGGUACGGCUACCUCCCUCCUGCAGACCCCAGAAUGUCGGUGCUGCGCUCUGCUCGAGUCAUGCAGUCCGCUAUCGCUGCCAUGCAGCGCCGCUACGGCCUCAAUGUCACAGGCUCUCUGGACAGCAGCACUAUAGGCGAUAACACGAUAAGGUGGAUGAAGAAGCCAAGAUGUGGGGUUCCCGACCAGAUAGGAGGCGCAUCCAAAUUCAGUGUCAGGAAACGGCGGUACGCCCUGACAGGACAGAAGUGGCAACACAAACACAUCACAUACAGCAUAAAGAACGUGACACCCAAAGUGGGGGCAGAGGAGACCCACGAUGCCAUUCGGCGGGCCUUCGACGUCUGGCAAAAUGUAACGCCGCUGCGCUUCGAGGCCGUGCCCUACAGCGAGCUGGAGAGGACCAAGAAAGACGUGGACAUCACCAUCAUCUUCGCUUCGGGUUUCCACGGCGAUAGCUCGCCCUUUGAUGGCGAGGGUGGCUUCCUGGCCCACGCCUACUUUCCAGGGCCGGGAAUAGGAGGCGACACCCACUUUGACUCAGACGAACCGUGGACGCUGGGCAACCCCAACCACGACGGUAAGCGUUGAUUCAUGUUCUUGGGAGAUGGUAUCAGACAUAUUUUUAAAACAAAAGGUCUGUCAGCUGAUUCACCUGGAAUGAGUGUGUGAAUGUAGAAUAUGUACAGGGUUGAUAUUUUGCGUCUAGGCUCCGUCUCUCCCCAUAAAGAAACCCAGAGCUCAGCACAUCAGGGAGUGGAGGGUGACGAUAAUAACUUAUCCUCUCGGGGAACAAAGUCUCAGAGCCUACAGGUGGAUGCUGAGGCGGAGCUGCUGCCUGUGAAAUGCUAUACGAACAGCGCUAGCGGUGAGCGGGGAGUGAUGAGAAUAACUUAGCCCUAGAGGAGCAUAGACUCAGAGCCUACAGCUGGAUGCUGAGGUGGAGCUUUUGAAAUGCUAUAACAACAACAACAACAACAACAACAACAACAACAACAACAACAACAA
Anarrhichthys ocellatus (wolf-eel) is the source of this 12938-nucleotide messenger RNA. RefSeq names its product matrix metalloproteinase-16-like. Gene Ontology annotation, molecular function: metalloendopeptidase activity; zinc ion binding. The record is from RefSeq and is a predicted model, not a curated record. NCBI's taxonomy places the organism in Eukaryota, Metazoa, Chordata, Actinopteri, Perciformes, Anarhichadidae. The transcript has 4 exons. Gene Ontology annotation, biological process: proteolysis; skeletal system development; collagen catabolic process. Bases 11964 to 12521 code for a protein of 185 amino acids. Gene Ontology annotation, cellular component: plasma membrane; extracellular matrix.